CGACGUCGUAACGCAAAGAGAAAUCCGGUCCUUUCGUUCCCGGCUUUUCCUGAAACGCAAUAUUAAAUUCCGAGUGCGGAUUCGGAUUUUGGAUCUGUCCGAAGUCCGAACGGACGAGUUGAGUUGGCUUCAUUCUGUGGCGGCGGCGAAAGAGGCUGAGGGAUACCGGAGGCAGUAAAAAUGGAGGCGGAGGACAAGAAGAAGAAGAAGAGGAACAAGAAUAAGAAGAAGAACAACAAGGCCCCCGACGAUGUCCCCGUCGCGGAGAACAGCAGCCAAGUUUCAUUGUCCGCCGCCGCCGCCGCCGCCGAUACUAUUUCCGAAGAUGUCCAGAUUUCCGGCAAUGGUCAAGUUUCAGAGGCCGCUGAUAAUGCUGUGCAAUAUGUAGAUGCGAAUCCGAUUAGGCAUGAGAAUGGCACCGAACAACGUUCGUUAUUAGCUGAAUCUGAGGAAAGGCAUUGGCUUCAAAAAGAGGCUGAGUUGGAAGAAAUGAUCAAGCAAUUAGAAAAAGAAAAAGACUUGCAAAUGCACAAGGAGGCUACAUUUGAGGGUACUAUUAAGCAAUUACAGAAUGAAAAGGAUUCAAGUGAACAGAAUGUGGCUACGUUAGAAGGUACGAUAAAACUAUUACGGGAUGAAAAAGAUGCACAUAUGCAGAAAGAGGCUACGUUAGAAGAUACAAUAAAACUAUUACGGGAGGAAACUGAUUCACACAUUCAUAAAGAGGCCAUCCUACAGAAGGAAAUUGUACAAUUACGGAGUGAAACAGAUUCCUGGCUUCAAAAGGAGGUUGGGUUGGAGGAGAAAAUCAGUCGACUAGUAGCCGAAAAGUCCACUUUGGAAUCUGAAGAGGCAAGCUUACAGGAAAAGAUUAAACAUCUACAGAGUGAUAGAGAUACCUGGAUUCUAAAGGAGGAUUCAUUUAAAGAAAUGAUAGCAACUCAGACAGAUAAUAUUGCUAGACUACAAGCACAGGUGUUGGAAUUGGAGCAAUCCAGGAAUAAUCUUGUACAAGAAAACCAACAGCUGAUGGGAAAUUUAUCUAGUCUAGAGUUGCAAAUUAAGGAUCUUGAGAGUGUUUCUUCUAAUCGCUCAUCAGUUGAAGGUGCAAAGCAUACUUCAGAACGUGAAGAUCUGAACUCGCAAAUUGAAGCAGCAUGUGCACUGGUUGAGAAAUUAAUUACAGAGAAUGCAGACCUUGUUGAAAAGGUGAAUGAGUUGUAUGUUGAACUUGAACGGCAUAGUGCAAAAGAUGGGCUUCCUUCAACUACAACAUUUAAUACAACAGUUCUACCAGUUGAAACUCUUGGUACCAUCAAUCCCAUGUCCAGAUCCGGUGAGGAUAUGUCUACAUCAGGCCAGAAGCUUUAUUCAUCAGAAGUUGUGCCGCUCAAAGAGGAGAUACAUAAUAAUGGUAACAUGGAUUCCCAGCAGGCUGCUUCACUGCAAAGUAAUGGUAAUUUGGAUAUUCAGCAUCCUGAAUCAGUUCCAAAUUCAACCAUAUCGUAUGAAUCCAGUGAAAGUGAAAUUGUGCAAAUUCCUUUGGACGCCGAUGAAGUUCGGGAUCUAGAAUCGCAGUCAGCCAGAGAGGUUAAAAACGAAGCUGUCUCUCUUACAGAUGCUCCCCUAAUUGGUGCACCUUUCCGGUUAGUGUCGUUUGUUGCUAGAUAUGUCAGCGGUGCAGACUUGGUUAACAAAAGUUAGUACUAACUCUAGCGUUUAGCUUUUUACAUUGCCAUGAAACAGGGGCAUAAACCCAUAUUUUUGUUGAAAGAAUGUAAUAUACUAUUCUUUUAGAGAUCGAGGCAGGCCUUUUUUACUGCCCCAUUAAUUGUUAAACUAUCGGAAAAUGUAAUUCUUAUAUUGAAGAAACAACUCAAAAGGAAAGACUUGAAAUUUCAUAGU
Molecule: messenger RNA, 1905 nt
Organism: Rosa chinensis
Lineage: Eukaryota; Viridiplantae; Streptophyta; Magnoliopsida; Rosales; Rosaceae
Product: paramyosin
Exons: 13
Coding region: 181-1704 (507 amino acids)
Source: RefSeq, a predicted model, not a curated record